This is a messenger RNA of Carlito syrichta (Philippine tarsier), 638 nucleotides long. Its product is annotated as calmodulin-like. Bases 64 to 513 code for a protein of 149 amino acids. The transcript has a single exon. Gene Ontology annotation, molecular function: enzyme regulator activity; calcium ion binding. The record is from RefSeq and is a predicted model, not a curated record. NCBI's taxonomy places the organism in Eukaryota, Metazoa, Chordata, Mammalia, Primates, Tarsiidae.
CACGGAGGCACCCCUGCCGUCACAGCCCCUGCUCCCUCUGUCCUUCCUCCCUCCGCAGGCACCAUGGCUGAUCAGCUGACCGAAGAACAGAUUGCUGAAUUCAAGGAAGCUUUCUUGCUAUUCGAUAAAGAUGGCGACUAUACCAUCACAACAAAGGACCUGAGGACUGUCAUGCGGUCACUGGGUCAGAACCCAACAGAAGCCGAGUUGCAGGACAUGAUCAAAGAGGUGGAUGCUAAUGGUAAUGGCACCACUGACUUCCCAGAAGUUUUGACUAUGAUGGCUAGAAAAAUGAAAGAUACAGACAGUGAAGAGGAAAUCCGCGAGGCAUUCCGAGUCUCUGACAAGGAUGGCAAUGGCUACAUCAGCGCAGCAGAACUCCGUCACAUCAUGACAAACUUAGGAGAAAAGCUAACAGAUGAAGAAGUAGAUGAAAUGAUCAGAGAAGCAAAUAUUGAUGGAGAUGGACAGGUCAACUAUGAAGUAUUAGUACAGAUGAUGACUGUAAAAUGAAGACCUACUUUCAAGUCCUUUUCCCCCCAGAAGAAUCAAAUUGAAUCUUUUACCUGCCUCUUGCAGUAAAAAAGAAAAAAAAAGAAAAAGUUCAUUUAUUCAUUCUGCAAAACUGAAUGUCAAAA